AUGGCACAAAAUGCUGCUCAAGUUGCUUACCAUAGCUUCAAGUGGCAAUACACAACAUUGAUAUUAUUUAACGCUUCAUGUUUAUACGGACUUGACGUAUUUGUUAAAUCAUAUGACAAAAAUAUUAAACUAUACAAUAUGAUGGAAUCCGUACCGGAUUUAAAAAGUGAAGAUGUUAACCAGAUCAUCUUAUUCGUAGCUGAUGUGGCAGAUGCACAGGCGUUUUUAAAUGUAAUAGAAAGACAAAAACUUAAAGCAAAUGCUAAAUUUAUAAUAAUUUGUGAACACAGUAACGAAUGUGACGAGACUCAAGCCGUAAAAAUACUGUGGACUUAUAGAAUUUUUAAUGUAAUAUUUAUUAAAAACGAAGAUUCUUUAAUAAGUGGCUAUACAUACUUUCGAAGUGAACGUUGCGAUCACCCAACACCCCGGAGGCUUGAACAUUGGGACAAAUGCAUUGAGUCUUCUGAAAAAGUUAUUAAGCUUUGCAAGAAGCAUAUGUUUCCACAAAAAUUCAGGAAUUUUCACCGCUGUCCCUUGAUUGUUUCGACAUUUGAACAACAUCCCUUCAUGUACAUUAACGAUGGUGUACCGUAUGGUGCUGAUGGAGAUUUGCUGCGUUGUAUAGUGCAUACUCUCAAUGCAACGCUUGUCCUGAUCUCACCGCGUGAUGAUGACGGCUGGGGUAGUUAUGAGAAUAAUACUUGGACUGGUUCUCUUGGUGAUGUUUACAACGACCUGGCUAAUGUUUCUAUGACAUCAGCUUCAAUCACUUUCAAUCGAUUAAAAUACUUCGAUAUGUCUAUAAAUUAUAAUUCUUUGGAUUUGGUUUGGAUCACGCAUCCGUCAGAAUUUGAAUCUUCAUCGCUUAAGUUGCUAAAACCGUUUACAAGAAAAGCCAGAAUGCUCUUUGUAGUUUCAUUAAUGAUUCCCCUUGUUAUACACAUCCUUUUAAAAUUGAGAAUUAUGGAUAAGGUCAAGACAAGAUUCAAAACAGGUUUAUCUUCUGAUUCUUUUUUUAUGUAUGCAUUACAAAUAAGUUUGGGUUUUUCGGUAACCAAGUAUCCGAAGAAUUUUUAUAAACACGUGUUUCUAUUUUGGGUAUGGUACUGGUUCUUUGUAAGAACAUUGUAUCAAGUAUACCUUAUACAUUCCCUGCAUACAGAUAUACCUCUUAAUACUAUAAAUACUUUAAGUGAUGCUAUCGAAGAAGGUUACCAGUAUGGAAGCAGUCCAUCUAUAAGAGAUUAUUUUGUGGAUGAUCAAUUUAUAUAUAAAAAUUGGGUUUUUAUAGACACCAAUGAAAUGUUUCCUACUAUGAUAGAUUUGACUAAAGGUAAGAAAUUUGUCUUUGCUAUAAACUUGGUGUUCGUUAAAUUGUUUAGGCGAAAUACGCGUCUAUCAUUACGUAUUCUGCCACAUAAAAUAUUGAAUAGCCCGACAGUAUUGUUUUUUAAAAAACAUUCGUGUUUGACUCACGAUGUUAAUCAUGUAUUAACGCGCCUUUUUGAAGCUGGUAUACCAGAUGCAUUAUAUGAAAACUACAUUUAUAGGCCUAAACAAGAAAAUAAUACACAAGAAGUACUUUUUUUUAAACAUUUUCAUACUUGUUUUACAAUAUUGGUAUUCGGUUAUAUAUUAUCCAUCGCUGUUUUUGUAUUAGAGAAACUGUUUGGCGCAGAUUGUAAAAUAUUCAGAAAUAUCUAUCGGUAAAUUAACUUUUCACAAUAAUUCUUCCUUGUUGCGUGUCUUUAGCUUAUAUUUCUUGUACUAAAAUGUAUGUUAUUCUAUCACUACUAAUCACCAUGAAUAAAAAAUAAUCACUAAAUGUCGUAUGUAAUUGAUAGCUUUUCGUAAAUUAUGAAGCAUAAUAACUAUCCUGCUUUAUUAAUUAUUUUGU
Pieris napi is the source of this 1900-nucleotide messenger RNA. RefSeq lists its product as uncharacterized. The coding region runs from base 1 to 1713 and encodes 570 amino acids. Lineage: Eukaryota; Metazoa; Arthropoda; Insecta; Lepidoptera; Pieridae. The record is from RefSeq and is a predicted model, not a curated record. The transcript has a single exon.